This is a messenger RNA of Schistocerca gregaria, 1729 nucleotides long. RefSeq lists its product as uncharacterized. The coding region runs from base 183 to 1340 and encodes 385 amino acids. The record is from RefSeq and is a predicted model, not a curated record. NCBI's taxonomy places the organism in Eukaryota, Metazoa, Arthropoda, Insecta, Orthoptera, Acrididae. The transcript has 3 exons.
AAAUGGAACGAGACGCUCGAAUAUAACAGGGCCCGCUUAAAUACUAUUUUUCUGCAAGGAGAAGAGCGGGAAUGAGAGGUUGUAUCGACAUGUUUUGACUGCUAUAACACGAACCUUUUUUACGUUUACCGUCUCUCUCUUCAAGGUUCUAUUUUAUUUUUUCCCAUUUCUGUUCAGUCCCUAUGGCUAUAUCUUUUGUUAAAGAACUCAGCCUCUUCGCGGCAGCCACCGCAGCAAUGGCUGGCACCGCACUAACAUAUUACUGGAUGUUCAAUUACUAUUCUCUUAGUCGUCCCGCAUGGCGUUAUACAGAAGAAGAGGGUGAGAGCCGCCUGGCAGCGUACAAGGCAGUGAGAGAAAAGGAUCAGAUUCAUUACCGCGUUAUCAAUAUCGAUGGAGGUGUUUUUCUGCAAGAUAAACUGUUAUCUCAGCUAGAGACGGCCGAAAAACUGGACUUUACGUUUAUGAAUGAAAGCAUUCGAGUUGAAUGCAGUUAUUUGGAUUGGUAUGAGUUCGAAAACAAACUUAGCCAGUGGACAGGUUCUACGACCGAUGAUGAGCUAUCUAGUCACGGUCCGAUCAUCAGCUUUCUCGGCUCCAACGACUACCACCAUUUAACGUUGGCCCUGAUCAGACGGUUUAGGAUGCCGUUCAACGUGAUCAUGCUAGAUAACCACCCCGACUGGAUUAAAUACUAUUUGGGCCUCCAUUGUGGCAGCUGGCUGAACCACGUAGCAGAUAUGAAGACGGUUCAGCGCAUUUUCCAUUUAGGAGGAAACUCUGGAGAGUUCGAGGAUACAGGGUUCUUAUGUUUGACUCCAUGGGAGCAUUUGAUUGGAGAAAGAGCCAAAAUCAAGGUGAUGCCUGCUAUUAGCUGUUUUACAGGUACCCUAUGGCCUAAAGUUGAGCAGGUGACGAUGAGGGACAGGUGGCACAAAUCGAUGACGAAGGAUCGAGCGAUGGAAUUAUUCAAGCCUCACGCCGAGGAGUUGAAAAAAUAUCCUUGUUAUAUCACUCUAGACAAAGAUGUGAUGAUCAAGAAAGACGCAAUUCAAAACUGGAAUUCUGGAAUGCUGACAUUGCAAGAAGUACUCGUCGUUCUUGAAGCCCUGAUAGAAUUGACGUGUGGAAAUAUACUUGCUAUAGACAUUAUUGGUGACUUUACCAAGAUGAUGCCGCGCGGCUUUUAUCGAAGCUAUCUGCACAAAUCUCAACAUGAAGAAAGCAUCAACAACACUGAUCAAGAAAAGGCGACAGCAGUCAACCAGGAGACGAACAUACUUCUUUUGCAAACUCUCAAAAAUUCCUUUGCAAAGCAGUAUUCUCAGAUGAACAAAUAGCUCAACACACACAAAAACAGGAGCAGCGCUCCUUUCCUUGAUCGAAUUGUGCACAAAUGACUGUCUUUUUCGUGUUACACAGGAUCGGGAACAAAAAAGGAUAUCUGAAAAGAUAAGACAGCAAGUGAGCGAGAGGUUCUAAUGCACGGUUCAACUUACGUGCGAAAGAGAGAGCUGUGUUAUAAAGGUGAGUUUUAUCUGCCUACAGGACCGUAUACACUCGCGUGUAUACGAUGUAUUACAGAAAAUUUUUUUGUAAUUGACACGUCAUGAAUAUGGGAAAAAGACAGAUUAAAACGACGCAUUCAUUGUACACAAUGAACAAAGAAAACAACGUCGGAAAGUUGUAUCUGUUUUUCAGUAAACAGAAGGUGUUUGAUGAAGUCAAA